UGCUUUCCGCGUUCAGUGUGAAAUCCGCCUUAAUGCAUUAUACAGUGUUGAAGUUUACAACAUAGAGGUGUGCCCGGUUCGCUUACAUAAGCAAAUUGUGAGCACUUUCCACGGUAGACCGUGCUUGUCGAUCAGCCACUUCAGCCUUUUCAUCAUCAGACUCUGGCUCGAAUUGUUAAGGAACAAACUCCAGGUGCAGCAGCUGAAAUCUGUGACAUACUAUGGUAAAGAUGGAGUUUAUUAAAGAGGAGAUUGAUGACAUGAGUGAUCCAGAACCAUCCAGAAUAAAACACGAAGAUACUGAGGAACAAACAGACUGGAUUGAAGUAAAACAGCAAGGACAUGAAAUGAAUAAAGUGGAGGAGGAACAUUGUAAAAUCAAAACUUCAAGAAAAGUGCAACAGCUGCACACCUGCACACAGUGUGGAAAGAGUUUCCAAUACAAAGGACAUCUUACAAGACACAUACGAAUCCACACUGGAGAGAAACCGUACACAUGCCCUCAGUGUGGAAAGAGCUUUUUUGAUGCAUCGAGUCUCAAUUAUCAUAUGCUGAUUCACUCUGGAGAAAAGCCAUUUAGCUGUGAUCAGUGUGGUAAAAAGUUUGUAUAUUCAUCACAACUAAAAGCACACCUGAAGGUUCAUUCAAAUGAGAAGCCUCAUGUGUGUUCGUACUGUGGAAAGAGAUUUUCAAGGGUAUGUAAUUUUAAACGUCACCAGAAAAUGCAUAAUGAAGUGAGAGAUCAUGUGUGUUGUGAGUGUGGGAAGAGCUUUGCUACAGCUUACUGUUUGAAACAGCACCAAAGAAUUCACACUGGAGAAAAACCUUACAAGUGCUCAUAUUGUGACAAGACUUUCACUCAUUCUGGAAACAUGAAAGUACAUGAGCGAGUUCAUACUAGAGAGAAGCCGUACCACUGUACUCGGUGUGGAAAGAGUUUUAAUCAGUCACCAAGUCUUGUGACUCAUAUUAGAAAAUACUGUUCUGUGUCAAAGUGAGCACUUUUUUUAACAUAAAAGUUGCAUAGGCUCUGUAUAAUAAAUUUCCAUUUUACUGACA
Messenger RNA from Labeo rohita (rohu), 1059 nucleotides. RefSeq names its product gastrula zinc finger protein XlCGF7.1-like. The coding region runs from base 222 to 998 and encodes 258 amino acids. Lineage: Eukaryota; Metazoa; Chordata; Actinopteri; Cypriniformes; Cyprinidae. Gene Ontology annotation, molecular function: RNA polymerase II cis-regulatory region sequence-specific DNA binding; DNA-binding transcription activator activity, RNA polymerase II-specific. Gene Ontology annotation, biological process: regulation of transcription by RNA polymerase II. The transcript is spliced from 3 exons. The record is from RefSeq and is a predicted model, not a curated record. Gene Ontology annotation, cellular component: nucleus.